This is a messenger RNA of Heterostelium album PN500, 1821 nucleotides long. RefSeq lists its product as uncharacterized. The record is from RefSeq and is a predicted model, not a curated record. The coding region runs from base 1 to 1821 and encodes 606 amino acids. The transcript has a single exon. Lineage: Eukaryota; Evosea; Eumycetozoa; Acytosteliales; Acytosteliaceae.
AUGUCAGAGGUAGAAGAACCAGUUAAACUAGGAGGAAAGUUCUUGGAUGAUUUCAUAGCAUGGAGAGAUGCCAAGAUUGCAGCACAAUUUCCAAACAUUCCAACUUUGUCACCCGACACUUUGACUCCACAGAACUUCUUGGCGAUAUCAACAUUCGACCCAAAUUCCAAAGUUGAUAUUGUCAAAGAGAGAGCAGAGAAAUACUUUACUGAUCUAUUGAGCUUUUCGAUAGGAAUGGUAGCGGAGGAGCUUCCUGCUGAUCUCAAAGAACUGAUUGUCGAUGAAAAAUCAGCUCAGUUCUAUAAAGACUAUGCCAAAAUCUGGUUCGUUCAAUCAAUUUACCAUGCAGAUGAGACCAUAGAGUACAAGUCAACCAUCCGCGGUGGUCGUCUUGAGAGAGAACUCAAGGAUAUUGCAUACAGUGCCACACUUGCCAAACAAACAAUGAUGAUCUAUUACAUUGCAUUGAAAGAGUUGGUCCCACAAAUACUUCCGUUCAUCUACCACCACAAGACAUUCAAUAUCAAGUUAAGAACCUACCUCUUGGAGGCAGCCCAAAAUCAACAAUUGGCAUUCCAAGCAAUGAAGUCCCAUCUAGCCAAUGUCAACGUCCAUGGAGAGUACGACCAAUUCAGAUUCAAUGAACUCAAAUCCAAACUUGAUUUGUUGAAUCCAACCUAUAGACUUUCCAAUGAUAUCUUGAGUUCUUAUAUUUUCGCUGGUUUAGCAUUCUACAUUUCCAGUAAUAUGAAGAACUGUCCGUCUGUCAAGUCAAUCUAUUAUAAUACAAUUCUCAAAGUUCUAAAGAGAAUUCUCAAAAAUCCAGACAACAAAUAUAAUGCGAUUGCCACUGGAAUUGCUAAUUUACAAGCAGGAGAUGUUGUCAAGACUACAGAAGUUAUAUCUCAGAUGUUCUUCAAAGUUACAUUAGAACCAGUCAAUUCAAUCAAAAACAUUAACACCUUGUUAUUUAUGACCAAGGCAUCGGCACUUCCAAUCAAAGCUGCCAAUGUCGAUGCCGCUUUCAUCACCUACAGAACCAACCCUGCUUUUUAUCAAUUCAUCAAUGGAUUAUACUGUACCUGUGUAUUGGGGACCAUUGCCUAUGGUCUAUUCAACCCAUCAUUGGAUCACUUUGAUUUGUCAGUGUUAUAUGCUGGUCAGGCUUUGUAUGUAGAUGAAUAUAUAGAUGCAGUUGCACAGAAUCGAAUCUAUCAGAGAAUGGGUGAAUUCAUCCGCGACUUUACCAAGAGAAUCAACGAUCCAGUUAGAGUUAUCAAUGCAUUCAGCCAGUUUGUUCCAAAUUACGUUGAUCCAGUAGCACAUUCAUUGAUAGGAAACAUGAUUCCAAUGUUGUUUGUACUCACCAAAGAUUCGAUUUCCUGUGAUAUUUUCACAAAGCCAAAAGAUCAAAAAUCAGGUUCAUUGGCAAUUACCAUUCCAAACCUUGAAAGAAAAUUAGUCAAACCAGUGAUGACAGUCUUGAGAGGUACAUCAUUCAGUUCACCCUAUGUGUUGUAUUUGGGAGGUGCUAUGUUUGGUCUUUCACUCCGUAAAUACUUGACCCCAACGUUUAGUGGUUUUAAGAUGCUAAAGGAAAUGAUUCAAUCAUCAAAUCCUCCAACUGAAGCACCUGAUUUAUUGGCAGAUUACAUCAAAGCACUUCCAUCCUAUUUCAGGGUUGACUAUGACAAUGAAACUGAGGAUUUUGAAGAUCAUGGUGAUUGGGAAUCACUUUAUGAACGUUCCAAUUUAGAUGUUCAAAAAGCCCUUGAUUUAUUGGUUAAUAUACCACCUGUUGUUGCCCAGCCAGCAGCUUAA